This is a messenger RNA of Effrenium voratum, 1322 nucleotides long. NCBI's taxonomy places the organism in Eukaryota, Dinophyceae, Suessiales, Symbiodiniaceae. The record is from the annotation of a GenBank genome assembly.
CUUGCACCAUGCUUUGCAGAUAGCCUUGCCUCAUGGUGCAAGAAUCGGCGGCGGCAUGGAAUCAAGGAGCGAGCCGCAGCCCGCAGCCAAGGUGCCAAGCAGAUUGCUUCACUUCGAUGGAGCUCGCGCAAUUUUUGCCAUGUGGAUUGUGUGCCAUCACAUGGCCCCUCGCGAACCAAAGUCGUGCUUGGAUGCCAUGAUGGUGCGAGUUGAUGUGUGUGUGGAGUUUUUUAUCCUUUUGUCCGGCUUUCUGACGCACUAUCUCAAUAGUGACAAGGAUGUUGCUUCGACCAGUGGGUCCUUUAUUGCAUACUUCAUCCGGAGGAUAUUUCGCUGCCUCCUGGCCACCUACGUGGGCAUGGUGCUGUGCGUCUUGACCCAGUUAUUGGGUGGCUUCAACGUUUGGACCACGAAGACGCUGAGCUGCUUCCUGCUCCUGAAGACGUGGAUUGAUCCCAUGCCAAACUGCCCGAACAUGCCUUCUUGGUUUGUUGUAUCCCUCCUUCCGUGCUGGCUUGUGUAUCCAUGCGUCGGGUACCUGCUCAGGGGAAGUUCCACCAAGUUUCAGUUGUGUUUGGCGCUUGCCUCCUGGUCGGCUGCAAUUGGUCCACAGCUUUGCAUUUUGUGUGUGCAGAAAAGCUGGCUGCACUGGGGCCAGGUGGCAUUCACUUGGUUUUGGCCGCCAGCAUUGAUGCCUGACUUUGUGUUGGGAGCAUGCAUGGCAGCCAUGGUUAGGCACAACCCUCCGAGCAAACAGGUUGCAUGGUUCGGCGACAUCGCCAUGCUCGUCAUAGUGCUAGCUUGCAUGCUGGUCAGCUGCGGGACAAGCACAUAUGCCCCUGCUUGGACGGGUUUGCAGGUUCCAGUUCCUGUGCCCCCACCAGAUUGGGCCGGACCGAGCCAGUGGAGGCCUGGUCACUAUAUUGCGUGGGAGCAAUUGUUUGCUCGUUUGUCAGCUCCUUUCUUGUGCGUGUUUCUGUAUUGCACGCACCACGGAGACACUUUGGCCACGCGCCUUCUUUCCCACAAAACUCUGGUCAGUCUUGGACGAUAUACGCUGGAGGUGUACUUGCUACAGAUGCCUUUGCAUGACUUCUUCCUGUGGACACGUGCGCCCGGUGCUCAAGGGCUUUGGCGUGGGCUGCCAUGGACGCCAGAGGUGUUCUGGUGCUAUUUACUUGUUCUUUGGACCACAUGCGGGCUCUUUGUGGAAUUCGUGGCCGAGCCUCUGAAUCAGAGGGUCAGGGCGGUGAGCUCUUCCUGGGUGGGAAGAACUCUGCCGCAACUUCGCACCAACAAGCGAUACGACCCACUGAGUUGAU